CACUUUUCUCGCUCCCCACACACUCUCGUCCAGAUUCGAACACGCACUCUGCUCUCGCAAACAUGUCUUUCCUGUCAGGAAUUCUCGGUGGUGGUAAAACAGAUAAAAUGGUGGACCAAGCUGUGGAUAAAGUGGCUGUUGUGGCCAAGACCAAGGUGAAGGAGAUGAUGGGAGGAGCAGCCGCAGACGGAGUAGCAGCGGGAGGAGCAGCCGCAGGAGCAGCAGGAGCAGGGGGGCAAGCACCAGCAGGAGGAGCACCUGCAGGAGGAGGGACCGACAUUGGAGGAGUAGCAGCAGGGGCCAUGGACGCCUUCUCCGGAAUGUUCUCCGCUGAUGACAAGAAGGAGAAAAAGCCGAGUAGCGCAGGUGGAGCGCUUGAUUUGGCUGACUCGUUGGACUUCUGAUUAGAGGACCAAGACGACAUCCGUGGAGACCAAAUACUGUGGUUUGAAGAGUCUCUUCGGCUGAGCUCCAUAUGAGACAUUCCUUGUUACCUAGACUACUUUGGCGAAAGUUCAAACCAGUAUCCACAUUCCGCUGUCUGGCUGCACAGUCUAUGGAGUUUUAACUCAUUGUUAGACCACUGGUGUCCCUCAGGCAUUGGUACACCAAUAUGCUAUAUAUAUAUAUAUGCACUUCAAAUAUUUGAAUUCUUGAUUCUUACAUCAAUAGGUUUAACUAACUAAACCUUUGAAGAUCAUAGUUUGCACUUAUAUUGUUUAAACUAAUUACUCAGUCGAUAUUGUGUAAUUCUGUUGACACACGUUGGAGAAUAAAAUGUUGAUUGGAAAUCUGAAA
Hypomesus transpacificus is the source of this 798-nucleotide messenger RNA. RefSeq lists its product as uncharacterized. The coding region runs from base 63 to 404 and encodes 113 amino acids. Lineage: Eukaryota; Metazoa; Chordata; Actinopteri; Osmeriformes; Osmeridae. The record is from RefSeq and is a predicted model, not a curated record. The transcript has 3 exons.